Molecule: messenger RNA, 1729 nt
Organism: Hordeum vulgare subsp. vulgare (domesticated barley)
Lineage: Eukaryota; Viridiplantae; Streptophyta; Magnoliopsida; Poales; Poaceae
Product: EID1-like F-box protein 3
Exons: 1
Coding region: 467-1372 (301 amino acids)
Molecular function (GO): protein binding
Source: RefSeq, a predicted model, not a curated record
UCGGUGGUCCUGAUCGAUGCACGAGAUUACUCUAAUGCACGAGGACGAGUUGAUGCAACUCCGUGAUGUAGCUCGAGCUUAUUUUACUGUGGCGUAUCUUUGGGAGGAGGUGAAAGUUUCUUGACAAGAUGACUUUCGCCUUUCGCAAUGUAGCUAGCGAGGCCAGCAAGAGAUUGUUACUCGGUCUCGAAGCGUCAGUGGCCCAAUUGUCCAACGGGCAGCCGUGUCACGGCGACACGACACGGCCGGUCCGAUCCUGCCCCGACACCACCCCUUCCCGGGAGCACGAGAGCGCCCGCCGCGCGUCUAUAUAGAGAGGAGAGCCCCGCCGCCGUCUGUCAUCUCCGUCCUCGCACACGCACACUGGCUACUCACCAGCAUAGUGGUAGUACUGCCGUUUUGAGGUCAAGUUGGCCAUAUCCUACGCGCAGCGCAAGGCACAGGAGCGGAGCGACGCGUGCGAUCGAUGAGCGAGGGCGCGCGGAACACGCGGCAGUUCCGCGGCGCGUGGAGCGGUGGCGGCGGGACGGGUGGCAUUGGCAGCGCGAGCUACCGGGACGGCGACGGCGGCAUUGGGUCCCCGCGCUACAGCGGCGUCAACGCAGGGAUCCUGGACGAGCAGGUGCUGUUGCUGGUGUUCCGCUCCAUCAACUGGGACCCGCAGGCGGUGUGCACGGCGGCGAGCGUCAGCCGGCGGCUCCGCGCCGUCGCGGAGCGCGUGCUCUGGCGGGAGCUCUGCAUCUCGCGCGCGCCGCGGAUGGUGGCGUCCCUCACGGCGGCCGCGGGGGCAGGGGCCGGAGCGGGCGCGGCCCCGCCGCCUCCGGGGCGCAUUGGCGGCGGGUGGCCGGCGCUGGCGAAGCUGCUCUCCUUCUGCUGCGGCGCCGCGGGGAAGGCCGUGCCGGUGCCGGUGCCGGGGCACCUCACGCGGGUGUCGCGCUUCUCCAAGACCUCCGGGCGGAGCUUCCUGUCGCGGCGCUGCAGGAGCGACCUGCUGUACGUGUCCGACCCGUGCGAGCACGCGGUGCCCGGCGCGGACGACGAGCUCGGCGCCUACCGCGGGGUGUUCCGGUGGUUCAUGCGGUCGCGGACGAGGGCCUGCCUGCUGGGCCGCCGGGCGGCGCUCGACCCGAGCGUGCGCUGCCCCUACUGCGGCGCGCGCGUCUGGAACAUGGUCGCCGCGAACCUCGUGCCGCGCGGCGCGUCCCGCCGGAUGGGCUCUGACGAGGGCCGGCUCGAGUACUACGUCUGCGUCAGCGGCCACGUCCACGGCAAUUGCUGGCUCGCGCAUCUCACAUCAAGUGACGGCGAGCACGACGAGUCCGACCAGGCGUCCGGAGGUAGCAGCGGUGAGGACGGCGAUGUCGCCCAGUGAGCGUGGUUUUCAGUUUUCCAUGGAUUGUCAAGCAGAGGGUUGAGAUGUGGCUGUGUGCCAUCAGCACUACGGCGCGUAGCUAGCUUAGAUUGCUCGAUGUAGAUCAGAGGGUGGAAUGGGCUGCUCAUCAGAGGACUACGUACUAUACUUUCCAGAGAGGACUCUCCUCUGUUUUUGCGUGCUCUGUUCUCGUAUUUUAGUUCAUUAAUGCUGUAGCUUUGCCGGCUUUGUUUUACUCUCCUUUGUUUCCCUUAAGACCGAUGUGUUACCGUGUAAGCGUUUUUAAAAUAGACCAGGUUUAAGACGCAAAAGCAAUUACUUUUAUUAAUUAAUACUAGUACUUCCUUCGUUUCUGAA